Molecule: messenger RNA, 5159 nt
Organism: Anguilla rostrata (American eel)
Lineage: Eukaryota; Metazoa; Chordata; Actinopteri; Anguilliformes; Anguillidae
Gene: mad1l1
Product: mitotic arrest deficient 1 like 1
Exons: 18
Coding region: 132-2279 (715 amino acids)
Biological process (GO): mitotic spindle assembly checkpoint signaling; attachment of mitotic spindle microtubules to kinetochore
Cellular component (GO): kinetochore; mitotic spindle; nuclear envelope
Source: RefSeq, a predicted model, not a curated record
CGAUAACUUCAUAGCCUGUUUCCAGAGAGGAGGGAGAUCCAAGUUGUGGACUUGAAUUCGGUGAAGUGCCACGGUAAAAUUUCGAUUGUAGCCAGGGACGUGUAUCACGAGGCUGAUAUUUUUUUCUGAAAAUGGAUGGCAUGGAUGAUGACACCACUGUCUUUACAACUUUAAAGUCGUUUAAAAGCUUCAUUUCUCAACCUGAGACAUCGCAGCAUCUGGCUGAGACCAGUAUAGCAAAGGGUGACCUGCAAAGGCAGUACAUACAAAGGAUUGAGUUGGAGGGAGCUGCAGAAAAGAUCCACUCAAAAACGAACCUCCUGCAAAUGGCCCAGGAGAAGAAGCAGAUGGAGCUGAGUCAUAAGCGUGCCCGUAUUGAGCUUGAGAAGGCCGCUCACAUCAGCGCCCGGGACUUCGAGCGUGAGGUGGACCGCAACCAAGACUUGCACACUCGCAUCAAAAAGAUUGAGGAAAAGGCAGCUCAGGCUGAAAAGGUUCUUGCUGAGCAAACUGAAAUGAACAAGACGCUGAAGAAGAGCAUCGAGGCACAGAACAAGAGGCUAGAAGAGAAGGACUCCAAGAUAUCUAAUGCCAAUGAGACGCUGUGCGCUCUGCGAGAUGAGAUCCGGGAGCUCAAUCACAGGAUUAAGAACCAGGAGAUGCAGCUCACCGCCCAGGCCACCGAGAACGAGGGCCUUCAGGAGCAAGUGCAGCUCCAGCACAAGAAGUAUCUGGAGGCCAGUCAGAAGUAUCAGGCUCUGCAGACGUCUGAGUGUCUGAACUCUGAAAAUGAGCUCAAGAUAAAGGAGCUGGAGAGGCGCUUGACUCUGCAGGAGCAGGACUCUGUGAUCGUGCGGAACAUGAGGGCGGAGCUCGCGCGCGUCCCCGACAUGGAGAGGGAGCUGAAGCGUCUCCGGGAGGAGAACAGCUACCUGAGAGAAACCAGGGAGAACAGCAGCUUGCUGAAGGAAGAGGCCGAGGGCCUGCGGAGGAAGGUGGAGCGCCUGGAGAAGAUGAAAGAGGACAUGGUCAGUUUGGAGCUGGAGAAGGAGAAACUUGGAACGAAGCUCCAAGCCUGGGAGAAUUUAAGUCAGACGACUGGACUGAACAUCAGGAAACCGGAAGACUUGUCAAGAGAAAUCAUUCAGAUUCAGCAGCGAGAGAUCGACCUGAAGCAGCAGAACAGCUCCAUCACCAGCAGCGCCCGCGCUCUGGAGAAGGCCCGCGCUCAGCUGCAGGACGAGCUGCUGCAGCUGCGCUCCAAGGUCCUGGAGGAGCAGAAGAAGAGGGAGCAGCAGGACGGCCUGGUCCGCCGCCUGCAGAAGAGGGUCCUGCUCCUCACCAAGGAGCGUGACGGGAUGAGGGCCAUCCUCGAAUCGUACGACAACGAGCUGGCCGCCAGCGAGUACUCCCCCCAGCUGACCCGUCGCGUGAGGGAGGCCGAGGACCUGCUGCAGAAGGCCCAGGCCCACAGCUCUGAGAUGGAGGCUCAGCUCUACAAGGCUCAGGAGGAGGCCGGCUCCUAUAAGCUCCAGGCUCAGACAGCGGAAAUGGAGCUCGACGUCCUGAAGAAGCAGGCCUCCAGUGCGGAAAACAGCUCCUUCGUGGUGGGGGAGGAGGUCAAUUCCCUCAGACAGAAGAUUGAGGAGCUGGAGGCCGAGCGCAGUCGCCUGGAAGAGCAGAAUAAUGCAUUGGAGAUGAGGCUGGAGAGACACAACCUGCAGGGCGACUACGACCCGCUGAAGACCAAGGUGAUCCAUUUCCGGAUGAACCCCACCAGCCUGGCCAAGCAGGAGCGGCAGGACGAGGCCGAGCAGCUGCGGGAGGAGUGCCGGCGCCUCCGGGAGCACGUCCGCACGCUGCAGGCAGGGGGCGCUGUGGCAGCCGAAGAAGGAGCCCUCAACCUCCCGCCCUCUCAGGAAGUCCUAGAUUUGCGCAAACAGAUGGAGAGUGCAGAGUUGAAAAACCAGCGUUUGAAAGAGGUCUUUCAGAAGAAGAUCCAAGAAUUUCGCACGGUGUGCUACGUGCUGACGGGCUAUCAGAUUGACAUCACAACAGAGAACCAGUAUCGCCUCACCUCUGUGUAUGCUGAGCACAUGGACGAUUCUCUGCUCUUUAAGGCCAGCGGCCCGGCGGGGGGGAACAUGCAGCUCCUGGAGACGGACUUCUCGCGCACCCUGCGGGAGCUGGUGGACCUGCACCUUUUCCACCAGAACAGCAUCCCUGCCUUCCUCAGCUCCGUCACCCUCGACCUCUUCAGCCGCCAGACCAUGGCCUGACCCCCCCCCCCCCCCCGGGGCUCACCCCCGGGCCUCACCACCAGAGGGCGACAGCAGACGUGUCAGAGUGCCGCUGGACAGGAGGCAUUACAUGACAAGUGAAAUAAAAUGGCUAAAACGAUGAGUGGAACGUCAAGUGGCAUAGUUGCAAGUGAUUUGGAGAAUGCUGUAAUAUUUCUGUUUCUGUUUGAAGGCCAUUUUGUGCGGCUUCCACAGGUCUUUAAGUGUUCAGAUUUGCUGUCCUUCCGUAUUGCUUUGAUGUGUGGAAUUUCUUUUAACAGCUUCAGUGUUCUUGCACCUGCUUCACCAAAGCUUCUGCAGUCAUAAGGCUCAGGAGAUGCACACAAUGUACGAUGCUGAGUGAACAAAUAAGGAAAGAAAAAACGUAUUUCUAGCAAACUGUAACUAAGUAACAGAUAGUGGGUCAAUGUCUGGUAAUCUUUCAAGAAAGUUUGAAACAAACUGUUGUCAAGAGUUGACAAAAGUUUGAUACAAACCAUUAUCAAAAAAGGACAUGAUUAUAUUUUUCUCUGAAUUGGUUGUUUUAAAAUACUAUAAGGAUAACUAUCAUCCUGUUUUAUAUAGGCUAUACAAUAUUUGGAAUUUAUUGAUGGAAUAUGCAUUCACUAUAUAUUUGGGUGGUAAAGGUCUGUGUGAUUUGUCACAUGUCCUGAUUGUAAGAUGAUAAAAAUGCAGAAUUAUUAAAAAUAAAAUAUCGGCUGGCCAGCUAUACUACUUUUAGUUUAGGAUGUUUCUGGGAUUCCCGUCUUUGUCUGUUUAAUAAAAUUAAAAUCAGAUUGAUGAUUUGCCAGUAAGUACCUUGCUAGUGCUGGGGGAAGGUGGGGCUGAAGGAAAUGGGUCAUGACUGUCUCUCAGUAGUCUGAUAGUGAACCCUGAGCCUGUGUUUGCUUCUCGGCGCGAACAUGUCACACCCUGUCCCUGUACAAGCAAAGAGGUGUGGCCUUAUGCCUCUGCACGCGUACUGACAUGUUCCCUCAGGCGCUUGUCUGCGCCCCUCAUCUUAAUCUGAAGCGCUGCUGGAGAAUAUGCAGUCGCCCAAUCAGCGUCGCUCGGAAGAACAACGCUCCGCGCGUCUCCAUCUCAGAGAGCUUCCUACAGGCAGCGCGUAACGAAUGAUCCAUAGACCCUUAUCAAAGCGAACUUAAUCAGGGAGAGGUUAUUGCUUUUUUUUGUCUUAUUGUUUAUUACAUUUCUUUUUGACUCAGUGUCAGGCUUUGAGAAGAUCAGCGGCACCGGCGAGUAUUCGGAGUAAAGAACUGUUCUGUGCAACAUGACACGUUAUUAUAAAUCAUGGAUGUGUCGCGGACAGCUUCCAUCUGAUUCAACAGGAGAUGUGAAUACAUUUUAAUAAUUCACUGUCGGCACGGGCUGUUGUCUCUCACUGCUCUCUUGUGUAUCAGAUGUUUCCAGUGUAGAUGGAUGGUAUAGAUGACAGAAAUACCCACAGAUCCAUUAUUCAUGGGCUGAAUUUGUUCUCUGUGUAUGUGAGCUAUUGCACGAGGUGCACGUAUCCUCUGUCAUUCACUUACUACACUGUUUGUAUCAGAUUUUUCAUGUUGUGUUGCUGCAGUGUCAUGUUAUAAAAAAGUGAGGUCAGUAGGGCUGGCACUGUGGCAUACAUCCCUGAGAAAAAAAUUAUUGUUUUAAAAAAGGUAUCGGCAAUUAAAAGAUUUUGGAGCAGGCUCUCUCUCCUCAGUCAUUAUUACCAUCAGUGACUUACCAAACCCUAAAAUGGCCGUUCCUUUAGAACAUGUCCCAGACAGUCUCACACUGAAGGUGAUGAUGAUCACAGUAACGGGAGUGAGUUUAGUCUCCAUGCUGCUCAUUCGAGUGAACAAAGGGAUACAAUAAUAAUAAUGGGCAGCAUGCUUUUCUCAGACAAAGAAAAGCAGUUCAGCAUUUACACAGUGUACUUGCAUUCCAAUUGUGUUACAAACAAAAACAAUAUCUUCCUGUUUGCUCCCCACGCACUCAUUGGCAAGGAAAGAUGGUAAAUUGGUGGAUCAAAACCAAGCAAAGUUAUUACCUUUUUAAAGAAACGCCAGCAUAAAUCAAGUGCUGUUUACUGGACAAUAAAAGUCUCUUCACCGUGCAAAAACAAGUUACCAUUGAUUAAUGGAGACAGGACUAUUUCACUGAAAAAUAAAUAACCACUUAUAAACUUCUGCAUUUAAAGACCGGACACGUAUGCUUGAUUUUUCUGCACCCAAUUGUUUCGAACUUCUUUUGGCAGUUUCACAAUUGGAUAGAACCGCCUUGGCACCAAGAAGCUAAAAACGCAGUUAUAGAAUUUUCUCAUUUGUCAAACUUGGCUAAAUUAAGUCUACAGGGAGUUGAGAAAUGUCACACUCAAAAAUCAUGAUCCAUUUUCUUUUUUGAGAUGUUAGCAUUUUCACACUUUGAUGUAUGUAGUUCACAGAUACUGUAAACUUUAAUAGAAUGGUUGUUUUUGUACAUGUUGGAAAUAGUGUAUAACUAAUGUAUGUGGGGGUUCUUUGUUUGACAUGUAAUAGGGAAGUUGGCAUUCUGUCUUAUUUGUUGACUUCUGUAUUUAGUAUUUUUACUGACAUACAAACUGAGAGAAAUGUAAUUGACCGUUAUUCUAGCAUGCAUUUGAUAAAAGCCUUUUCUCGUUCCUUCCUGGCGUUCAGAGCUUGCGCCUGAAACUUCAGAAUCCCCAGUGCUUUGGCAGCUCUGGCUUUAGACUUUGUUGAGGAUUGAAAUGACACAGACACCCUUUCCCUGAGCACCAGUUAAAACACACUGUGUUGAACCAAUCAUGGUGGCAACAGGCUUUUGUCCUUGGGCAGUUUUUUUUCCUGCUUUUUUUUGUUCAAUUAAAGCUGCAUCAGAAACAUA